AUUUCAUGUGGACUUUGAUGACGCAAGAGUAAAAGUCUCUCCAUUCUCUAAAAUGGAAGAUACAUUUUCUUAUUUCUAUUAAAAAGAUUGCACAUAUUUCAGGAUUCCUGACUGAAUUAUCGCAUUAAUCAUGUUCGAGGCUGUUUACCCAGCAUCCACCGAUGUUGGGCGCACUAAUAAAUAAAUAAGUCGCGAGACCGAGACUGCUGAUGUCAGGAGCUUCAGUGCUGCAUUUACUGCUGCAGGGUGGACGGAUUCACACAUGCAACAUGCAGACCGUCGUGAUCAUAUCGGCGCUGGUGUUAUGCCUGGCAUCUUCAGGGAACGCGGGGAAAAAGGUGUUUAAAUGCCCUUCCUCGUGCAGCUGCUCCAAGGAGUCUAUUAUCUGCGUCGGGUCUUCGUAUGUCUUGCGAUUCAUUCCCAACGAUGUCAGUUCACUGAGUAUUGUGAAUGGGACCUUCUCUGAGAUCAAGGAGGCGAUGUUCUCACACAUGCCAUCUUUACAGUUACUGUUGCUGAACUCCAAUGCUCUCACUACAAUACGGGACGAUGCAUUUUCUGGCCUUCCGCACCUGGAGUACCUGUUUAUAGAAAACAACAAGAUUGAAACAACAUCAAAAUACUCUUUCAGAGGACUUAGGGAUUUGACUCAUCUGUCUUUGGCAAACAACAACAUUAAAGCUUUGCCCAGAGAUCUAUUCACUGAUCUGGACUCACUGAUAGAGCUAGACCUGAGGGGCAAUGUGUUUGAGUGUGACUGCCGAGCGAAGUGGCUGAUGAUGUGGUUAAAGAGCACGAACGCCACUGUAUCAGACGUCCUCUGCGCCGGUCCCGAGGAGAUGAAGGGGAAACGGCUCAAUGACAUGACGAGCUUACAUAACGAAUGCGUCUCUACAGAUUUCAUUCCUCUCCACUCUGUGUCUACCGAGUCAUUGUCUGUGGACACAUUCUCCCACAAGAAUGACGUGUAUGUGGCCAUCGCUGCUCCCAACAUAGAGAGCUGCAUGGUGCUCCAAUGGGACCACAUCGAGAUGAACUUCAGGAGUUAUGACAACAUCACAGGUCAGUCCAUAGUUGGCUGCAAGUCUGUGAUCAUCCAGGACCAGGUGUUUGUCAUCGUUGCUCAACUCUUUGGGGGUUCCCACAUCUACAAGUUUGAUGAAGACCAAAGCAAGUUUACAAAGUUUCAGGACAUUGAGGUUUCCACGAUUUCCAAGCCGAAUGACAUUGAGGCAUUUCAGAUUGGCAACGACUGGUUCUUCAUCAUCGCUGACAGCUCGAAGGCUGGACUGUCUACUCUCUACAAAUGGAAUGACAAGGGCUUCUACUCCUACCAGUCGCUUCAUGAAUGGUUUCGUGAUACAGAUGCAGAGUUUGUGAAUUUGGACGGUAAGGCCCAUCUUAUCCUAGCGAGCCGUUCCCAAGUACCGGUCAUUUACCAGUGGAGCAGGAGCACUCAGAAGUUUGCCUUGCAAGGGGAAAUCCCAAAUAUGGAAGAUGUAGUCGCUGUCAAGACCUUCAGGAUCAAGGAGGAUCUUUAUCUGGCCAUGACCCGAUACAUCGGCGACUCCAAAGUCUUGCAUUGGACUGCAAAGGAGUUCUCAGAGGUCCAGGCCCUUCCUUCGAGAGGCUCCAUGAUCCUGCAGCCAUUUUCCUUCAAAGAAAGGUACUACCUGGCUCUGGGAAGCGACUACACCUUCUCGCAGAUCUAUCUGUGGGAUGCAGAAGAGAAGGUUUUUGAGCGUUUCAAGGAAGUCUACAUCCAGUCUCCUCGCUCCUUCACUGUGGUCUCCACUGACCGGAGGGACUUCCUAUUCGCAUCCAGUUUUAAGGGCAGCACACAGAUCUUUGAGCAUAUCAUCAUUGAUCUCAGUCUUUGAGUGGUACAGUAUAGAUGACACAGUUGCAGUUA
Messenger RNA from Carassius gibelio (silver crucian carp), 1912 nucleotides. Its product is annotated as leucine-rich repeat LGI family member 2-like. The transcript is spliced from 8 exons. Bases 210 to 1880 code for a protein of 556 amino acids. Lineage: Eukaryota; Metazoa; Chordata; Actinopteri; Cypriniformes; Cyprinidae. The record is from RefSeq and is a predicted model, not a curated record. Gene Ontology annotation, molecular function: protein binding. Gene Ontology annotation, biological process: inhibitory synapse assembly.